AUGAGCAAGAAGCAGGACACGCUCUGGACAGCGUUCAGACGGCAGCAACAACCAUGCAAGAAGCGCCAGAAAGUACAGAGGGCGCUAGACGAGACGGAGACGUCUGUAGCUCGACGGAAACUGCGCGAUGUGGUCGUGGACAGAGAUGAGGCAGACGAAGCAGAGAUGGAGACAGCAAGUGCCGUUGUCGUAGUGGAAGAGGGCGAGGGUUGGGGGCCCCGGACGCAAGAGACGCCAAUGGAAACGUUCAAGCUGAACGAGAGAAAAGAGAUUAAGGAUAGCGUCCAUGGACUCAUGACGUUUGAGCCCAUUUGCAUGCGAAUCAUUGACACUCUGCAGUUCCAGCGACUCCGCAACUUGCACCAACUUGGAGCUGCCAACUUUGUGUACAUUGGUGCAACGCACUCUCGCUUCGAGCAUUGUCUUGGAGUGGCGCAUUUGGCUCAAAAGAUGAUUGAAAGUAUUCGCUCGCAUCAGCCGUGGCUGUCAAUUACAGUCCAGGACGUUACGUGCAUUAAGGUUGCAGGGCUGUGCCAUGAUUUGGGCCACGGACCGUUCAGCCACGUGUUUGAUGGAUUGUUUCUCGACCAACUACGAAAGCAGAAACUCGUCGACGCGUCGUUUGAGUGGUCGCAUGAGCGAGGAUCGGUGGACAUGUUUGACUUUUUGCUUUGGAAGAACAAGAUCUGCGUCGAGGAUUAUGGCUUGACUCAGCAAGAUGUGUUGUUCAUCAAAGAGCUCAUUUGGGGAGGACCGUUACCAGAGUCGGACGGUGUUCUACACGGACGGCCGUUUCGGGAUCAGCGAUUCCUGUACGACAUUGUCAAUAAUGCCCACUCUGGGCUGGACGUGGACAAGCUCGACUACUUUAUGCGCGACUCCCUGCACACGGGUGCCAAAAUGUCGUGUGACACGGACUUGCUCAUCCGCAACGCGCGAGUACUCGUCGAUCAAGAAGACCCGGACAAAAACAUGGCUAUUUGUUUUCCCGAGAAGCUGGCAGGACAGGUCAUGCAGGCUUUUCGCACGCGCUAUGAGCUUCACCAAUCUGUAUACCAGCACAGAGGAGUUCGUGCUAUUGACUAUAUGCUUUGCGACUUACUGGUCUCCGCGAACGACAGUUUGCUAUUCAAGGGACAGCGGAUCUCAGAGAUCAUGCAAUCAAUGGAGGCUUAUCAGCAUUUUGAUGACCGAGUGCUGCUAAAAAUACAGGAAAGCGAUGGCCCUGACCUCCAUGUGGCCCGGUCAAUAUUGAAUCGCAUUUACUCGAAACCGUAUUACAGCUUCGUCGGCAAAACAGCAUCGACAGUUCACUCGCAGCCGAAAUCGGCGGACAUGCUCUUGGAGGAAGUGCUGCAUUGCUCAACCCGUCGGUCACUGAUAAACGAAAAAGAUGCGGUCAUUCUGGAGUUUAUGCGUGUUCACUACGGAAAAGGGAAGGAGGAUCCUCUUCAGUACGCUCGAUUUUACUCGAAAAAUGCAACGGCAAGCUCCAGAUGCUUUCGCUUGCCCGAGUGUGCGUACGAAAUGUUCAGCCCGCAGAAAUUUGAGGAGUGCUCGAUUCGAAUGUUCGUGAAAGAAACACAUUUGGUUUUACCAGUUCGCGAGGCGUUUGAGAGAUGGUGCUGCAAGUAUAACAAAUCACAAGCGUUUCCGCUGCGAUUCCACACGUUGCUGAAAUGGAAUGGUAACCAAGAAACCUAG
Peronospora matthiolae is the source of this 1704-nucleotide messenger RNA. The record is from the annotation of a GenBank genome assembly. NCBI's taxonomy places the organism in Eukaryota, Oomycota, Peronosporomycetes, Peronosporales, Peronosporaceae.